Messenger RNA from Ochotona princeps (American pika), 1738 nucleotides. It is a transcript of the gene IRX2, whose product is annotated as iroquois homeobox 2. Gene Ontology annotation, biological process: regulation of transcription by RNA polymerase II; cell development; neuron differentiation. The record is from RefSeq and is a predicted model, not a curated record. The transcript has 4 exons. The coding region runs from base 246 to 1682 and encodes 478 amino acids. Gene Ontology annotation, molecular function: DNA-binding transcription factor activity, RNA polymerase II-specific; RNA polymerase II cis-regulatory region sequence-specific DNA binding. NCBI's taxonomy places the organism in Eukaryota, Metazoa, Chordata, Mammalia, Lagomorpha, Ochotonidae. Gene Ontology annotation, cellular component: nucleus.
ACUCCCGACUCGAGACUCCCCCAAAGCCCGACCGCCGGCCUGGCGCGCGGCUGCGCCCACCGGCUCCGCGCCGCCACCGCAGCCGCCGCCUCGCCGUGCCCCCCGCCCCGGCUCGCGGGACGCCCGGCUAGUGCCCGGGCGGGCGUGCCUCGGCCCCGCGGCCCGGGCGGCCGGCGGUGGAUGGAGGGCGCCGCGCGCCCUGCCCGCUGCUCGGCGUGACGCGGGCCCCGCGCCCCGCGCCCACCAUGUCCUACCCGCAGGGCUACCUGUACCAAGCGCCCGGCUCGCUGGCGCUCUACUCGUGCCCAGCGUACGGCGCGUCCGCGCUGGCCGCGCCGCGCAGCGAGGAGCUGGCGCGCUCCGCGUCCGGCUCGGCUUUCAGCCCGUACCCGGGCUCGGCGGCCUUCACGGCGCAGGCGGCCACCGGCUUCGGCAGCCCGCUGCAGUACUCGGCCGACGCGGCGGCGGCCGCCGGCUUCCCGUCCUACAUGGGCGCCCCAUACGACGCACACACGACCGGGAUGACCAGCGCCAUCAGCUACCAUCCAUACGGCAGUGCGGCCUACCCCUAUCAGCUCAACGACCCCGCGUACCGCAAGAACGCCACGCGCGAUGCCACGGCCACGCUCAAGGCCUGGCUCAACGAGCACCGCAAGAACCCGUACCCGACCAAGGGCGAGAAGAUCAUGCUGGCCAUCAUCACCAAGAUGACCCUCACGCAGGUCUCCACCUGGUUCGCCAACGCGCGCCGGCGCCUCAAGAAGGAGAACAAGAUGACAUGGGCCCCGCGCAACAAAAGCGAGGAUGAGGAUGAAGACGAGGGCGAUGGUGCCAGGGGCAAGGCCGAGGGUUCCGACAAGGCGCAGGAGGGUACCGAGACCUCCGCGGAGGACGAAGGGAUCAGCCUGCAUGUGGAUUCGCUCACGGAUCACUCCUGCUCGGCCGAGUCGGACGGGGAGAAGUUGCCUGGCCGCACUGCAGACCCCCUGUGCGAGUCGGGCUCCGAGUGCAAGGACAAAUACGAUGACCUGGAGGACGACGACGAAGAGGAGGAGGAAGAGGAGGAGGGCGCGCGGGACCUGGCGCCGCCCAAGCCUGUGACCUCCUCGCCGCUCACCGGUGUGGAGGCACCGCUGCUGAGCCCCCCGCCCGAGGCCGCACCCCGUGGUGGAGGCAGUGGCGGCAAGACGGCCCUGGGCAACCGGACGUCGCCUGGCGUGCAGCCCCCGAGCAGCAAGCCCAAGCUGUGGUCGCUAGCCGAGAUUGCCACGUCGGACCUCAGGCAGCCGAGCCUGGGCGCGGGCAAUGGGCAGUCGGGAACCCCAACGGUUGCCGCCGCGCCCGCCCCGGCCGGAGGGCCGCCCGGCGGCUCACCCUACCCGGCGUCGUCGCUGCUCGGCCGCCACCUCUAUUACACUUCACCCUUCUACGGCAACUACACAAACUACGGGAACUUGAACGCGGCUCUGCAGGGCCAGGGGCUCCUGCGCUACAACUCAGCGGUCGCUGCCUCCGGUGAGGCGCUACACGCCGCGCCCAAGGCUGCCAGCGACGCGGGCAAGGCGGCCGCGCACCCGCUGGAGCCGCACUACCGCGUCCCGGGAGGCGGCAACUACGAACCCAAGAAAGAUGCGAGCGAGGCCUGCGCGGUGGUUGGCGGAGGCGUCCAGCCCUACCUAUAGAAGGGCCGGCACAGCGACGCACGUAAGUGGGCGCCGGCGCGCCUCCACUGGGCCCC